Molecule: messenger RNA, 4559 nt
Organism: Polyodon spathula (Mississippi paddlefish)
Lineage: Eukaryota; Metazoa; Chordata; Actinopteri; Acipenseriformes; Polyodontidae
Product: serine/threonine-protein kinase tousled-like 2
Exons: 22
Coding region: 630-2795 (721 amino acids)
Biological process (GO): peptidyl-serine phosphorylation; intracellular signal transduction; chromosome segregation
Cellular component (GO): nucleus
Molecular function (GO): ATP binding; protein serine/threonine kinase activity
Source: RefSeq, a predicted model, not a curated record
AAAAAAGAACCUACACAAAUGGUCUCGCGAGAAAAAAAAUAUGGUUUUUCGAUUAUUGUUUACACUAUUGAAAAAACAGAACCGAACUGAACCGAUCCGGAUUAACACGAACCGAACCGUCCCUGCUUGUGAGCAGAGUGGUCGCAGAGAGACGGAGUCAAAAGUCGAGCGUAAUAUAAGGGAUUCUCUCAGUCUUGGAUUGGGAGACAGAUCCGGACUCACCCCGUGAUAAAACAACAAAAGUCUGCAGUUUUUAAUAAUGAGCGUGAAAUAAACCACCGGAACGGGACAGAGUCUGUCUCAGCGAGCGUAGUGUUUUUGUAGGCCGAGAGAAAGGGGUUACAAGAAAACAACAUCCCGUGCAUCCCGCACUUAGAAGCGCAAAUACGGAUCAGGAAAACCCGAGGAUCUUCAGGCCGCCUGAUCGAAACCCCCGCAACAGUAACUCAGGGCCGCUGGGUUCGUUAGGCUAGUGCAUCGAGCCUGAACUUGAUAGGGGUGAGGACGGGGAUCAAAACGAGGCCUCGCCGUGGUUUGGGAGUGUCGAGGGGCCGCGAACAGAAAGAGGAUAAUCAAUUAUCGGUCAGACCCCAGUCCCGGGAUCCGAGAAAGACGAAACCGUCGCAGAAAUGAUGGAAGAACUGCAUAGUCUGGACCCCCGACGCCAGGAGCUUCUAGAGGCCAGAUUCAUGGGAGCCGGGGCCAGCAAAGGUCCAGUUAAUAACGAGUCUUCCAACCAGAGUUUGUGCAGCGUGGGGUCUCUCAGUGACAAGGAGUUGGAGACUCCUGAGAAAAAAACGAAUGAACAGAGGAACAGGAAGCGGAAAGUGGAGCCGUAUGAUACUAGUCAAGCACUGUUUUGGAUGGUCCCAGAACUGUCUGGUUGGUUCUUAAAGAAUCUCAAUGAUUCAACAGCAACAAGAAGUCUUGGGAAAGGCACAACAAGAGGGCAUAAAAUUAGUGAUUACUUUGAGUUUGCAGGUGGUAGCGGCUCAGGAACAAGCCCUGGCAGGAGUGCCCCUCCUGUGGCUCGGUCUUCACCACAACAUUCCUUAUCCAACCCACCUCCAUUCGUACAGCAAGGAAGCCCUUCAUCUACAGGCUCGUCAAACACUGACCAUUCCUGCAGCUCCCAGAAACCCAUCUCUGUCCUGCACAAAUCCACACAGUCAGAUCUUACAAUAGAGAAGCUCACUGCCCUGGAAAACAACAAGAACUCUGACCUGGAGAAGAAAGAGGGCAGGAUAGAUGAUUUAUUACGGACGAACUGCGACUUGAGGCAACAGAUUACUGAGCAGCAGAAGAUGCUGGAGAAGUACAAAGAAAGGUUGAACAAUUGUGUGACCAUGAGUAAAAAGCUGCUAAUAGAGAAGUCCAAGCAGGAGAAGAUGGCAUGUCGAGACAAAAGCAUGCAGGACCGUCUCAGACUGGGGCAUUUCACUACAGUCAGACACGGAGCCUCCUUCACAGAGCAGUGGACAGAUGGAUACGCCUUUCAGAACCUCAUAAAACAACAGGAGCGAAUAAACUCCCAGAGAGAGGAGAUCGAGAGGCAGAGGAAGAUGUUAGCAAAGCGGAAACCACCAGCUAUGGGCCAGACGCCACCCCCAAAUAUCGAGCAGAAACAACGGAAAAACAAAACCAACGGUGCUGAAAGCGAAACGUUAACUUUAGCAGAGUAUCACGAACAGGAGGAGAUUUUCAAACUUAGGCUUGGGCAUCUUAAAAAGGAGGAAGCUGAGAUCCAGGCUGAGCUGGAACGUUUAGAGAGAGUACGAAAUCUGCACAUCCGAGAACUCAAGAGGAUACACAACGAAGACAACUCGCAGUUCAAAGAUCACCCCACACUGAAUGACCGGUACUUGUUGUUACAUUUACUGGGAAGAGGUGGAUUCAGUGAAGUGUACAAGGCGUUCGACUUAACAGAACAGAGAUACGUAGCUGUAAAAAUUCACCAGUUAAAUAAAAACUGGAGAGAUGAGAAGAAAGAGAACUACCACAAACAUGCCUGCAGGGAGUACAGAAUCCACAAGGAGCUGGAUCACCCACGGAUAGUCAAACUGUAUGACUACUUCUCACUCGACACAGACUCGUUUUGUACAGUUCUGGAAUACUGUGAGGGGAAUGACCUGGAUUUCUACCUGAAGCAGCACAAGCUGAUGUCUGAGAAGGAGGCUCGCUCCAUCAUCAUGCAGAUCGUCAAUGCGCUCAAGUAUCUCAAUGAGAUCAAGCCCCCCAUCAUCCAUUAUGACUUGAAGCCAGGCAAUAUUCUUCUAGUGAAUGGGACAGCAUGUGGCGAGAUUAAAAUCACAGACUUUGGAUUAUCUAAAAUCAUGGACGAUGACAGCUAUAAUUCUGUGGACGGAAUGGAGCUGACAUCGCAAGGAGCUGGCACAUACUGGUACCUUCCACCAGAGUGUUUUGUGGUUGGGAAAGAGCCUCCGAAGAUCUCCAACAAGGUGGAUGUGUGGUCGGUGGGAGUAAUCUUCUACCAGGGCCUGUAUGGAAGGAAGCCUUUUGGCCACAACCAGUCCCAACAGGACAUACUCCAGGAGAACACCAUCCUGAAAGCUACAGAAGUGCAGUUUCCUCCAAAGCCAGUUGUGUCCCCAGAAGCAAAGGCAUUCAUCCGCCGCUGCCUGGCAUACCGGAAAGAGGAUCGUAUAGCCGUCCACCAGUUGGCUAGCGAUCCGUACUUGAUGCCUCACAUCCGAAAAUCUGUCUCCACCACAGGUGCCCCUGGGACUGCUAUCCCUUCAACAUCUGGAUCCUCCAAUAGCAGUGCUUCAAACUGAGCUGCUGCUCUGAACAAUGUUGGCAAAGAAGAUUCAAGUCCAAGUAAAAUUUAAAAAGGAGAAGGGUUGGGGGGGAGAGAAAGAAACUCAAGUUGGAAAUGGCUGUGAAACCCAGUUGUCGACCAUGUGCUUAUCAUUUCCUUCAGCAUGGAAGCAUCCACUCCCGACAAGACAUAUGUAUCCAUUAGGGUGCAAGACGGAAAGGAAAAGGGAGAGAGAGGGCGAGGUUUAUUGCCAAGAAACUGUGGCUGCUGGUGAAAAACUAGAUACCAUCAUUAUGACUGAUUUACUUCAAUCAGAACAGCUUAACAUGGUUGAAAGACAGAAACAGAUCUAUUUAUGAUCAUCUUCAGUUGAACUCCUCUGGAACUGAAGUUGGGAUGUUGAUUUAAUUUGUUUCUUUCAUAAAAGUUGUUAGUCAACAUCUUUUGUUUUUCAGAAAUCUAAGCGUCAAGCUUGGGAACAACUGCAUUUUACUCCCUUGCCUUUCAGAGUUUGCGACUACCUGUUGGUGGUUUUAGAAUUAGUGAGUUUUAUUUUCAUUUUUAAUCCCUUGUAUUAUUUUUGACUCCUGAAGUGAACAGGUUACACUUUGUGGAUUACAUUUAUGAAUUCUGUUUUAACAGAAACCAAACUGGAAACUGGCCUUUUGAUAUAAAAAGAGCCACAUGUUUUGAAUUUGGGGUUGGAGUUGAAUUAAAGGGCGGGGGGUGGGGGUGCGUAUAAACCCUUAAAUAAUAAUAUUGAAAGCUAUCUGUGUUUUCCAAUUGCUUUCUAAAACUUAAUGGCCCUUGCACAAGUCUGUAGAUGUAAAUAUUGAGUUUUUAGUCUAAAAAAAUACACACCUGUGCAAUAGACCAUGUUGAGCUCACAUACAAAGUACCAUUAUGUAAUAAAAAUUAUUCUAACACAGACCAGGGUCCCAAUUAGGCCACUUACAAAAUAAGACACAUUUAUUAUUGUUGGUAUUCUUCUAUUGCUGCCUGAUGGCAUAUAAACAGAAAUCAUGCAGGGGUACGUAUGUAAAGUUCACAGACCUUUUAUGGAAUUGUCAUGGCGCAUCAACAGUAGAUGCAUUUCAUUUUUAAAGUCAGUUAUUUUGCUAAAUAAAAUGCUGGCAUCUUUGUGGGCAAGCCUACUAUGUAGUGAAAAUGCAGCUGCCUUAAAAGUUUGAGAUUCUGUUCCAAGCAUAUCUGCAUGAGUACUGUACCCGUACAUACAAAUUAUUUCCUGAAUCAUGGACAGCGAUAUAGUUGAUGCCAAGUUUUUAACUAAAUGUUCUGUCUUAGCUUUUGCUGGUCAGUAUUUAACAUUGGCCCACAGUAUUUGUAAUGUAAAAUAACAAUGCAAGAGAAAUAAUAUGGUUGUGGUAAAAGCAUUGAUAAAAGAGUUGACUAAUUGAUCUAGGCAAACCUUCUUAACUAGUUUGCUAAGCAGUCAAAACACUGUAGCUGUAAUUUUUAUGCUAACAAAAAAGGCUGUAAUUUUUAGUCCAUUUUCAGACACACUGUACAUAGUUUACAGCAGUGAAUUGAAAAGUACUAGCAGACAUCCAGUUAAGGUAUGACUGCAUGCUGUUACUGACUUCUUAAUGACCCAAGAGCAAUAACUCGCUGAUCGUAGUGAUUCUACACAGGUAAUAAAAUGAAUCUUGAAAUACUUUCUAAAAGAACUCUAUCCCAGCAAUAUAUUUACAGAUGUUUGUGUAGCCUUAGUGGUCCUGUAAAAUAGUUGCUGCUAGCUAUUGGCUUACUCCUGUUUAUU